UCUAUUGUCAUGAGGCGGCCUUUCUGUUUCCUGUCGUUGUUUGAGCCCGGACGUAUUUUGAAGACUCACCGCCAUCAUGGACGCUCUACCAGUGCGUGUUUUGGAGUACUUGACAGAAGUUGAGGAGGCAGCUGAGGAUGUUCUCACCACCAAACAACAAAUAGUGGACCUGGACACCAAGAGAAACGGCAACAGAGAGGCAUUGAACGCACUGAAAAAUGAAAUGUCCGAUACAGAUACGGUGAAGGUUUGCUUUGGAAGCUUGUUCAUUAAACUUCCCAAAUCGAAGACAGGAGAGAUGAUCCAGAAAGACCAAGAGCAGCUGGACAAAGAGAUAAACGACCUCCGCGCAGCACUCAAAGCAAAAGUCAACCUUCUAAAUGAAAUGCAAGGAAAACCUCAGCUGAGAGGCUACAAUCUUUCUCCUCUGUCCGCCGAUGAAGUCCGAGCUGUUAACAGCCUCCUAAAGAGAUGACGUCAGAUCUGCUGACAAGGACGUAAAAGGAUAAGACACGUGGACAAUAAUAAUAAUAACUACGUUACCCUCCUGCAUGACUGACAACAGGGAUCUAAUCAAUAUCUCCAUCACCUGCCUGUGCCAUGUGCUUUUUAUUGUUGCCGGAACAUGUGUGUUUUUUCGUUCUCAAAUCUACAAAAACAGCAUAGAUACUACAGAAAGUGUCAUUUAGCCACUCCCUCUUCCCAUUUGUGGUGCUAGCUUGCACAUGCGUGGUAUCGAGUCUCCUGCUAAUGUAAAUGACCUGAUGGAUUAUGUCAUAAAACAAUAUUGGAUCUGUACUACAACUUGUUUAAAGACCCGGAAUGUUCCUGCACAGGAUCCUGUGACAGUUAGUUACUGCUCGUUCAGUCAUUGAGCCUCGGUGGUGUGCUCCUGCUUCUCCAACCUUUCGGGACAUAAGGCCCAAAGAUCUCCGAUGGACAAGAAAUACGGAGGAAAAGAGCUCCUUUUGAAGUCAGGAGUCAAUCUUGAGGGUGGGGAGGGCACUAACCUUGGAAAAUGCCACUAGGGGGCGGUGCAGCACAGGUGUACAGCAGAGAGGCGGUGGGGGGCAACUCUGUUUAAAGAUGGGUUUUACUCUGCUUAUGCUCGCGUUAUCAUUCAACUCUUCUUGUGGGUUUUUGUCACAUAACUCUGUUUACCACCUCGUCUCCUGAAUAAAUGCAUUUAAUGUG
This is a messenger RNA of Pungitius pungitius (ninespine stickleback), 1194 nucleotides long. RefSeq names its product p53 and DNA-damage regulated 1 (gene pdrg1). NCBI's taxonomy places the organism in Eukaryota, Metazoa, Chordata, Actinopteri, Perciformes, Gasterosteidae. The record is from RefSeq and is a predicted model, not a curated record. The transcript is spliced from 5 exons. Bases 77 to 475 code for a protein of 132 amino acids.